Molecule: messenger RNA, 1287 nt
Organism: Rhodotorula toruloides NP11
Lineage: Eukaryota; Fungi; Basidiomycota; Microbotryomycetes; Sporidiobolales; Sporidiobolaceae
Exons: 2
Coding region: 1-1287 (428 amino acids)
Source: RefSeq, a predicted model, not a curated record
AUGACCGCCAGCCGACUCCCGAACGAGAUCCUCGACCGCAUCCUCGUCUUCGCCGCCUCGACCGGCACCUUCACUCGCCUUGACAGGCAGUCUAUCGUCUCGGCCAAAGAUGAUUUGGACGACUCGAUCGCAUCGCCGUACUCGAUCCUGCGCACCUGCGCUCUUGUUUCGCCCGCCUGGCGUACGGUCGCGCAGGCCCGUCUCUUCUCGCUCGUCCGGAUCCAUUCGCCGCAGAAACAGUGUCCGACGCUGUGGGCGACCCUCGCGGCACGACCCGACUUGGCCAGAUGCGUCAGGACGCUUCGGUUGGAGGCAGUCUUGACGCCUGAGGACGAGGAGGCGCUCGAUCGUGUGCCAGAAGGAUGCUCGGAAUUGUCCACCGUCGUCUUCGACGGCGGCACGAUCGACUUCCGCGUUCUAGAAAACCUGACAGAUUCGGACACCGUGACCCGAGUAACGGAUCGCGGAAGCGGACCAUUCCGCUACUACAGCGCAGCCAACCCUCUCCCCGCCUCAGUCCGACAUCUCUCUACGCCAUCGGUCUACCUCACACCCUGGGUCUGGCCGCACGUCGAUUCAACGGCGGGCGAGACAGCGUUGCUCGCAUGGCUCACCGACUCGGUCGAAUGGCUUACCCUCACCGGCACCAUUGAGCAACCUGACGAGGUCAUCUACGCCUCGCACGCCAUCUCGGGCCAGACAAGCCCGGGCAAGCUCCCCUACCCGUUCCAGCGAUUGAAAGGCAUCGACGCCUCGAUCGGCGCAAAGACGGCAGUCGAAGAGAUGUUCCCGCCGGCUGCAGCCGAGAUGGACCGCAUCAGCGUCGUCUGGCAUGUUGGCUGGCAAGACUUCGUCGACCGCAAGCCCCCGUGGCAAGACUUUGACGGAUCGAUGCCGGCACACGAUCCUCUCCUUGACGCUUUCCUCGAAGAAGACGAAUACAAACCUCCUCACGCCCACAAGCUCGAAGCGCUGUACAUCCUACCGCUCUGGGUAACACCCACCCGCGCGCAUCUCGGAACGCUCGCAACUCGAGUUGGACACCACGGCGACCCGUCCCUCCGGCAUCUCAAGACUCUCUUCCUUGAUCAGCAGUGGAGUAAGGUGCUGCGCAAGAGGGGGGUGACCGCACUAGACGGACAAGGCGCGACGAAGGUCGAGAUUGUCCUUGUUGGCGACGUAUCAGGCGAGGAGGAGCGGGUGAUGGGAGGCGGUCUUGCGGAUGACGAUUUAGGCAUCCCGGUGGAGAUGCGGCAGUGGAUGGAGCGGCGGCGACAGCAGGGGUAG